UACAGUUCCUGCUGACUGACGAAUCAGUACACCACAACGAUUAAACAAACAACGAAAAGCAGCCUAAAAAAUUAAGCUGGACAACACUAAAGCUCCGCAGCUCACUUUAAACUGCUAGGCAAAGCUGCGAGGAGCUUUUUGAAGUCUAGAGAGGCGAAGACAGGCGAGGCCGAGGAGGGCGUGUCAGGGAGCCACCAGGCGAGCAGGCAAGCUGCCGCUGCGAGGGGAGAAAGAGCAGGCUAUGCAACAGCCCAAGCCAGAGGUCAAGAAAAAAAACUCCAAACUAGUAAAAAGGUAGACUGUGGGAAGGAGCGACAGAGCUCAUUUGAGAUCUCAAUCCCCCUUAAAAAAGAGAGACUCUCUGUCUUUGUUGUCUCUGGGGAGGAGGAGGAUGUAAAGGGGAGCAUCAUCACAGGGAGAGAGGAAGACAAGAACAUGCUGUCACAGGUGAUGUGCAGGAGGGGCUGCAAGCUGGAGGCUGAUACCACUGAAGCCCCCCGCAGGGAUGCCGCCAGCCGCACGAAGCGAGUGCUCCAUCGGAGGACAGCAGGGGGUGGAGGGUGCCUGAGAGGGCCCAAGCAUCAUCCGCUCAAGAGGUCCACAAUGAUAUGCCUUCGGCCCGUCAACAUCAAAGGGAACCGAGCGAGGGGCAUGCGGGCCCCUCAGAACACCAACCAGUUCCUCAUGCAUGAGAAGUACCAGAUGAUGCACAUGCGCUCUGAUUCUGUGGGCAGUGACAGUGGAAGCUGCUCAGACACAGACUCAGAGCUCACUGACAUGGACUCAUACUUGGGAGCCCUGGAGAACGCCAGAGGAGCCCUCCUGGACAGUCCAGAAGCACAGGACCAGCAGGACCCACAGAGGACCAGCCAUGUCGUCCAUGAAGACAGCAUGCAGUACUUCCCUUCUGAGGACGACCUGAUGCAGAGUCAGAACUUCAUGCAGAGGGACUUUGCAGAGUUCUGUGACUUCCUGACUUUUUGAGAGGCAAACUUGAAAUGUAAAGUCAGGUUUGAAGUCCAUCCUUUUAAUAAUUCCAAGCCAGUGUGUUUUUAAUGUAACAACAUUCAGGACUUUGCCUUUUGGAAGUGACACUGUCUUAAGCUCUUUUCUCCAAACUCAGUGACACUGGUGUUUUUUGCUAAAUGUUAAAGUGAUGUGUAUGAAUAGCAGUCAUGGAUGAAGACAAUGUUGUUAUUGCUUGCACACAAAGGAUGGUGGGAGUGAGCUCAAGCAGCCAAUCAUCAUCCAGUUGCCUCUUUUUAGCUGCCCCUGAAUGGCUGAUGCUGCCUGUCAUUAAAACUUAUAAGAAAAUAACUAUUGUGAAUACAUAAAUAAAUAAAAAUGCUGAUAUGCGUUG
Dunckerocampus dactyliophorus (ringed pipefish) is the source of this 1360-nucleotide messenger RNA. RefSeq names its product coiled-coil domain-containing glutamate-rich protein 1. The record is from RefSeq and is a predicted model, not a curated record. Bases 436 to 984 code for a protein of 182 amino acids. NCBI's taxonomy places the organism in Eukaryota, Metazoa, Chordata, Actinopteri, Syngnathiformes, Syngnathidae. The transcript has a single exon.